UCUGAAUAAUUAUAUCAACACUUUUCAUAGCAUGGCAGUUAAACAUGAUAAAGUGUAUACAGUGCAUCAUAAAUUGCCUUGUAAUAAUGCAGGUUGUAUGCAUGCAAUGUUUCUGGAACACCAAACAUUUAAAUGAUCAGUUAUUAUCAUACAGACAUUCCAUGCGUUACAGCACCCUGCAGUGGACACAAAACUCCAACUCACUCUUGUCCAACAAGUUAUACCGUAAAUGCUCCAAUUAACAACUCUAUUCAAUGAACCCUUCUGUCUCUAUUAGCAGCCCUGCGUCAAACAAUGUAGGCAUUAAGAGCUGUGGCCCUAUGCAAACCUGCUGAUGUGGUUUUGCUCAACUCCACAAGAUGGCCGUAGCUGCAUUUGAACUAUCAUGAAUGGUCUGCAUCCAGCAGCUUCAUCCACCCCUGCAUGCGCUUUAAAAUCUUGCAACUCAGCUAUUGGUGUGAAACUCUUGUACUUUUAUUGCUGUACUGUUUUUUUACAAUGAACUCAUCAGUGGUAUCAAUGCUAACUGUGCCAUUUGUUCCUUACUGGUAUUACAACAUAGGUUCUGUUGCUGCUUGUUAAUAAAUUACCAUGUGGUCUACACCUACAGUAUGUUUUCCAUUUGACUACCCUAUCGGUGCUCUCCAAAUCAUUAAUUAAUCAGUAAAGAAUUAAAAAAUCAUCCUCUUUGCAGGUAAAUAAACGCCCUGACUAUAAUUAGAGCAUUUACGGUAUGUUGUAUUUUAUUAUUUAGAAUGUAUAUGUCUGCUAAAGUAAAAAAACAAAACAAAAUGGAAACAAAAAUACUUGUUAGCUAUUCCACCAUGAUACAUAUAUCAGAUUACUGUAUUUUGCUGUGUUGGAAAUGACAACCUACUGUAACACACCCAACACAAUAAAGGCACUUUUGGUAUAAACUAGCCUGACAAUAAGCUAUAAAAUACCUGCUUUAUGUUGUAGUACAUGUUUUAUACAACUUUUAUACUUCAGGUAUUUUUAUUAAAAUUGCACAUUACUUCAUGUGAAACAAUUCAGGCACUCUACGGGGUAUACAGUGUUGCCUGUGAUAUUAUUUUUCUGACAAUGACACCACAUGGUGGCACGGUUAUUAAACCCCAAAAAUUUGGCUCCAUAAGUCGGAGUGAAUUGAAAUUUCUCACACAGCUCUACAAAACACCCACUGUAACUUUCGGGCGUUUAGUCGAAUCACCAUAAAAUUUGGCACACACCUCUAGGGGACUGACAAGGACAUGUCUGUGAAAAUUUGAGCGAGAUUGGUUGAAAAACAUGGCUGCCAUCAAGCAAAACACCUUUUAUCUUAUGAUUAUAUCUGUAUUACAUGUAAGCCAUGUGCUGUAUUCCAAAGGUUGUGAGCACAACCCAUAGGGGGCGCCACAAAUGUCAUUUCCGAUAAUGCGUAAAAAAAUAUAUAUAUAUAUUUGACAUGACUGUAUAAAUACUGGGGAUGUCUGAUAUUGGCUUUUUUGCCGAUAACCAAUAUGCCGAUAUUGUCCAAACUCUCAAUUUCGGAUUCCGAUAUCAACCGAUACUGAUACCAAUAUGCGUAACAUCACAUAUCUCCUGUCAUGGAAGGACUGGACUGGACGGGACUUAUUGCCGUAUUAUGUAAUAUUAUUAUUAUUAUUAUUUAUUAUGUAUUAUUGCACUACUAAUUUGACGUGAUCUGUUCCGUAUUUAUUUAUUCUUAUUCUAUCUUCUCAUCUCUCAUGUCUUGCCUUGGUUGUUUUAUUUUGUGGUUAAUUUCAUUAUGACAUUCUCACUCAGCUGCUGGAAAUGUGAAUUUCUCUUGGAGAUCAAUAAAGCAUCCAUCCAUCCAUCCAUCCAUCCACCCACCCACAUCUGCUGCGAAGCCAAUGGAUACAGCAUCAGCAAUUAGCUUCUCGAUGUGGACGCAAACAACUCUGCACAACUCACGCAAGCAAACACCCAGAGAAAUCCAGCAGCUGCGCACCCUCCGCCGAGGAGUCCAGCACCGCAUCCGUCCACCGCCACCUCCGCGCUCCUCCACAUUACCGUCACCCCACCACCCCGAUAAUAUCGGUGAGCCGAUAUUAUCGGACAUCCCUAAUAAAUACCAACUUUUUCGACCUAAAAAGACCUAAAUCUUCACCUGUUUCAAGCAUACUGUAUAUCAACGUUUUUGGAAAUUUGCUUUAAAAUAAAUCAUGGAAAUCAACACAUUAAAAAAAAAAAUCUAAACUUCUUGGAAUACAGGAAAUGUACACCUGAUUUAUAGUGUAAUAAUUGUAGCACCAAUUUAAAGCAGCAUGAGCAAACUCUAAAGCAAGUGUAUUGCGAUAUAAUGCUUAAUGUACAGUAUGUUUAGGCUGUUGUAAAUGUGCAUGUAGUCCUGCAAUGGUGAUCCUUGCUUGUCUGCAGUCUAAUUCCCCUGUUGGCAAAAAGGUGCAUUUAAUAUGAUAGAUACAUUUCUGUGCACGGGUGUGUGUUCUUACACAGUCGGCGCGUUUGCGUUUCCAACAGUCUGGGUCGAGCCUCUUCUGCUCCUCAGCGAGCGCUUUGGCCUGCAAGGUGAACACCCGACGCUCCUCGCUUCGCAUUUUCUUCCACCGCUCACCAAGGAGAACACUGAUGGCCCUGCACGCGCACGCACAUCAGUUAACAUGCAUGACAAGGACGAAGAAUGGCACUCUGGAUGCACACCAACCUGUUGUCCUUGCCUGGGUGCAUUUGUGUGUACUGCACCCUGAACUUCUUGGCAAACAGCAUGAAUGCAUUCAUUGGCCGCUUGCACUUGAGUGCGGUGUGAUGACUUCCUGGUUUCUGGGCAGACUGGCUUUUGAUUGGCUGACGGAGAGGACAGCGUGUGUGGCUGGUCCUGUGACUGUCUGUGGAUUGUUUUUCUCUUACUAUUUUAUUCCCUUCCUAAUUUGGCAACGUGAAAGAAUGGACAUGAAACCUUGCAAUGCGUCUCUAUCUGGAGAAACAGCGCCCCCACUGGAUUGGGAGGCAUGUCGCCGUCUGGCCAUGCUGCUCAACAGGUACACCGCCGAAGAGUCCAUUGGUGUGAAGUCAUAACUGAGGAAGAUUCACACACAAUUACAAACUACCCUAAUUCUAAUUAAGUCAAAUAUAAUGCACGUGUUACCUCCUGAAUGUGUCAAAAACAAGUGAGUCAUCUAUAUGCUUGGCGUCUCUAUGACCCGGAGGCAGACACACAUCACCUAUUUUCAUUUCAUAGCCCGCUAUCCCAUAAUGCACCACAGUCAGGCUCGGGUAGAAUGAUGACCAACCUGAUAAAAAUGACAAUACAAGCAUUUUCUAUGUUGCAUCGUCUGUCACUACUUAUGUCUCCGCCCCCACCUACCUUUAUUUUUGACAUAGAACGGGUGGUCAAGUUGACACCGGGCAGUUAAGAGGCCAUGCCCGAAUACGCCAGGGUCAAAGGUGAGUUGCAAGACCACUUGACCUGAGAGGACGUUUUCUGAAUGUGCGAUGAGCUGGAGACCCUCGGAGCCGUAACUCUGUAAAGCAGAAAAUGUAUUUUUCAUCUGAAAGUCCACAAUACCGAUUUAAAAAUACCUUCAAGGAUGCAGACUGUUCCUCGUUGCCAGACUCAAGGUCCUCAACAUUCUGCCACUCAACAUUGGAGCCACUGUGGAAACGGAGGUGCGUAUCUGCAGGCAGAGAAAAGCUUCCAAUAACAGACUCAACAUUUGUACUCUUUAUUAGUUUUACCUUUUGUUCUUUUGUAAAAGCAAACUGAAAUCAAAUGCAUUUCAUUUAGAUAAUUCACGUUGCUUUUUUUUCUCUUUAAUUUGUACAUUUCAUUACAAAUUCUUGCACUUCUGUUGAAACUGAUUUUUUUAUACAGUGCAGAAACACUUUAUUAUGUUGAUAAUUUAUUUAACUAAAUUUUUUCCAUAUUUUUACAGUUCAUGAAAUACAUUUUUAAAAUACAUUAAUGUACAUUUUAUCUUAUAUUUUUGGGCUGACAGAACUAACUGAAAAAAAUCAUUCAAAUGUGAAAUAUUUUGGUGUAAUAUUUGGGGCAAAAAAAACAUGUUCCCACUGCAUUUUAUUAUAUUAUAUAUUUAAUGUUUGAAAUUAAAUAUGAAAUUGUAAAAAUAAAUCAUGUUUUAUUUGUAUGUUUUAUUAAUAACCGCAAAUUUUGUAUUCACUUUUUUGGCGUAUAAAAAUGUGAACCAUUUCUGCAUUUCUGAAUUUACUCUCUCUCUCCCCCCCAAUUGUAUUUGUACAUUUUACUAUGACUUCUAGUAUACAAACAUGUCCAUUCCCUCCACCUUGACACGUCAUGCUUUUUAUGUGCUUUAAAAGAUUUCCAUAUAUUAUGAUCCCGUCAUAUUUUUACUGCAGAAGCAAAAGAUACUGUUAAUAGUAAUGUUUGAUUCCAGUGCGCACAUGUGCAUUUGCGUGCAUGUGCAUACCUUUCAGAAAACUGUGCCAGACUGUGGCAGGCCAGGAGAUGCUCCAGACCAUGUCUUCAUCAUCGGACACAGAGGUGCUGGUGGACACUGCCGCGCUACCUUCGCUGCUCGUCUGCGGGAACAUGCGCUGUCAGACGUCCGUCACACCUAGGUGAUGGACAGGCAGCUGAUCCAGGUGAGCGACGAAGAGCGAGUCGUGUUGCGAGAAGACAGUCGUCGCCGGAGAAGAAGAAAAGCCAUCAUGUCAUCCACCUGCAGCACCAUGGAUCAUAUCAAUGUGGAGUUUAUGCUUCCCACUACGGCAAGGGGCGGGAACUGCCCUGACUCUCUGCAACUCGAGGUUGCGGGUAACUGGACAGUGGAACAGGUGAAAGCUCAGGUGUGGCUGAAGGCGGUGACGUCAAACCUGUGUCCGGAAUUCUACCAGCGCUUUUCUCCUGACCACUGCAUCCUGCUCUAUCAGAAGAAAGGCAACAUGUGUGAGAUCUACGACAAGCAUCAAGUUUUCCAGACGCUGGACUGCAUACGCUACUGGAAAGCAUUGAAGAAGGAUGUAGGCCGGAUAAAGUUGGUGCCUCGCCCGCAGCCCUCCGACGAGACCCUUCAGUACCAGCGCUACCUCAACUAUCUGAUUGGCUACGACGUUACUGACGUCAGCAACGUGCACGACGACGAGCUGGAGUUCACCCGCAGGAAGCUGCUGACACCUCGACGCAUCGAACUGUCGGACCGUGAUCCAAAACUCUACUCCAUGGACCCCUGGGUGACGCACAAGCUGCUGCCUGAGCAUCUUGUAGGGAAGGUCAUCAAUGGCCACAUCCUGGUGGUAAUCCACAUUAGCACAACCAGUCACACCAUCAAAGUCUCCAUUGAAGACACACCAGCACAGGUUUUAGCCUGCUUUUUCUCCAAAACGGCGAAUAAAAGAGGGGUGCUGGGGAUCCCCGACAACACGUCCGAGGCUGACUUUGUGCUGCGAGUGUGUGGCAGGGAGGAGUACCUGCAUGGAGAUGAACCACUGCAGAACUUCAACUGGAUCCGUCAGUGUCUGAAAAAUGGCGAUGAGAUCCACUUGGCUCUGGAGAGGCCGCCUUGUCCUGAACUGGAUCUAGUCCAUGAGGAAGACUGGGCCCAAGUGGAUGAUUGCACUGGUGUUGCAGGCACACACGAGCAGUUGACCAUUGGGGAGAAGGACCACGAGCGAGUGUUCACCAUCUCCAUGUGGGACUGCAACAGGAAGUUCAGGGUGAAGGUGCUGGGAAUCGAUAUCCCAACACUGCCCAAAAUUCCAGACUUCGUUGUGUUCAUCGAGGCCAGCAUCUUCCACAGUCAACAACUUCUUGCCCAGGAGAGGACAUCCCCUAAAGCAUUCAAUGAAGAAGUGUUGUGGAACUGUUGGUUGGAGUUUAACAUUAAAAUCAAGGACCUGCCUAAAGGGUCGAGGCUCAACCUUCAGGUUGUAUGCAGGAAACAACCCCAGACUCCUAAUUCAAAAGGGUGUUCCUACCAGGAUAAUACAGCAGGAGGUGGAAACCAUGAUGGAAAGACAAAGAGCCGCCUUUUGUACUACGUCAACCUUCUGCUGAUAGACCACCGCUCGCUGCUGCGCCAGGGUGAGUUUGUCCUCCACAUGUGGAAAAUGCCCGAGAAGAGCGAGGAGAGCAGCAGCAGCAGCAUCAACGCCGACAAACUCACAUCAGCCACCAACCCGGACAAGGCUUCGUCUAUGGCCAUUGCCAUCUUACUGGACAAGUACUGCUACCCUGUUGUGCUUCCCAAGAGCCGUGACCUGGGCCGGGAUGGCGGUCCUGUACCCGACGAAUCUGAAGGAGGGGAGCGAGGUCAAAGGGAGAUGCCAAACCAUCUGAAGAAACAGUUUGAAGCUAUUGUGGCUACUGACCCUUUACACCCGCUGAGUCCUGAGGACAAAGAGCUGCUGUGGCAUUUCCGUCAUGGGUGUAUGCGGGAUCCCAGGGCCUAUCCAAAACUGCUAUCCUCAGUGAGAUGGGGUAGACAAGAAGAUGUGCUUGCCACCCACCGCCUGUUGGAGCGUAGCACUGCAUGGGACAGCAGUGUUUUGGACGUUGGCUUGGCCAUGCAACUGCUUGACUGCCACUACUCGGAUGCUCAGGUUCGCUCAAUGGCCGUGAGGAAGUUGGAGACCCUGGAGGACGAUGAUGUGCUCAGAUACCUCCUGCAGCUUGUACAGGCAGUCAAGUUUGAGCCAUACCAUGAUAGCGCCCUGGUUAGGUUCCUGCUCAAGAGAGCUCUGAGGAGUAAACGUAUCGGCCAUUUCCUCUUCUGGUUCCUGCGCAGUGAGAUCGCUCAGUCCAUGCAUUACCAACAGAGAUAUGCUGUCCUGCUGGAGGCCUACCUCCGAGGGUGCGGCGAAUGUAUGUUGCAGGAUUUUGGUAAACAGGUGGAGGUGACUGAGGCUCUGCAGAAGGUCACCCGAGAGAUCAAAACCAUAUCUCCGGACAAGUACGACGUCACAGCACAAGUGGUGUUUCAGAUGCGUCAGAAGCUGGAGACGCUUCAGUCAUCUGGUCUUCCGCAGAAUUUCAGAGUCCCGUAUGAUCCUGGACUGAGAGCUGGAGGCCUUCUGAUUGAGCAGUGCAAAGUGAUGGCGUCCAAGAAGAAGCCGCUAUGGCUGCAGUUCAAAAGGGCCGACCCCACCACUCUGGCCAAGGACCCCAUCGGCAUCAUCUUUAAACAUGGUGACGACCUCAGACAGGACAUGCUCAUCCUGCAGAUUCUGCUGAUCAUGCAGUCUAUCUGGGAGACCGAAUCUCUGGAUUUGUGUCUGUUACCUUACGGCUGCAUUUCCACCGGAAACAGAAUAGGUAUGAUAGAGAUCGUAAAGGACGCCACCACUAUUGCUAACAUCCAGCAGAGUGUUGUAGGAAGCACUGGGGCCUUUAAAGACGAAAUCCUUCAUCAGUGGCUGCGGGACAAGUGUGUCAGUGAAGAGAAGUUUCAGCAGGCCUUGGAGAGGUUUUUAUAUUCUUGUGGUGGCUACUGUGUGGCUACCUACGUCCUGGGCAUAGGUGAUCGCCACAAUGACAACAUCAUGAUCACCGAAUCUGGGAAUCUUUUCCACAUCGACUUCGGUCACAUCCUGGGGAAUUACAAGAGUUUCAUGGGAAUCAGUAAAGAGUGGGUUCCCUUUGUGCUCACGCCGGACUUCCUGUAUGUGAUGGGAACGUCAGGAAAGAAAAGCAGCCCCCACUUCCAGAAAUUCCAGGACGUGUGUGUAAAAGCUUACCUCGCUCUUCGGCACCACACCAACCUGCUCAUUAUCCUCUUCUCCAUGAUGCUAAUGACUGGCAUGCCUCAGCUAACCAGCAAGGAGGACAUCGAAUACAUCCGCGAGGCGCUGACUGUCGGCCGCAGCGAAGACGAGGCCCAGCGUCACCUCUUGGACCAAAUAGAGAUCUGCAGGGAGAAAGGCUGGAUGGUUCAGAUAAACUGGUUUGUUCACCUGGUGCUCGGGAUCAAGCAGGGUGUGGAGAAGCGGUCCACUUAGGU
Dunckerocampus dactyliophorus (ringed pipefish) is the source of this 7955-nucleotide messenger RNA. RefSeq names its product phosphatidylinositol-4,5-bisphosphate 3-kinase, catalytic subunit gamma (gene pik3cg). Gene Ontology annotation, molecular function: 1-phosphatidylinositol-3-kinase activity; 1-phosphatidylinositol-4-phosphate 3-kinase activity. Gene Ontology annotation, cellular component: cytoplasm; phosphatidylinositol 3-kinase complex, class IB; plasma membrane. Bases 4582 to 7953 code for a protein of 1123 amino acids. The transcript has 24 exons. NCBI's taxonomy places the organism in Eukaryota, Metazoa, Chordata, Actinopteri, Syngnathiformes, Syngnathidae. Gene Ontology annotation, biological process: phosphatidylinositol 3-kinase/protein kinase B signal transduction; cell migration; phosphatidylinositol-mediated signaling. The record is from RefSeq and is a predicted model, not a curated record.